Molecule: messenger RNA, 1050 nt
Organism: Fragaria vesca subsp. vesca
Lineage: Eukaryota; Viridiplantae; Streptophyta; Magnoliopsida; Rosales; Rosaceae
Product: protein HVA22-like
Exons: 5
Coding region: 177-599 (140 amino acids)
Source: RefSeq, a predicted model, not a curated record
AACACCCUUCCAAAAAUCUCCGUUUGUCUUCAUGCUCAUAGCUCUCAAUCCCCAAUCCUUUUCUCACUAACAGUCUAGUUUCUACAACCAAUCUCUCAGUCUCUCUUCAAGAGUUUGCUUGGUGUGUUUACUUGCUUCAAGUUUGAACCCACAAAGUUGAAAGAAACAUAAGAACAAUGGGAAAAGGCUGGACUUUCCUUACCCAACUUCACUCUGUUGCUGGGCCUGUGUUGCAGCUGCUCUACCCUUUAUAUGCAUCAGUGAUGGCCAUAGAGAGCACAUCAAAGCUAGAUGAUGAGCAGUGGCUUGCUUAUUGGAUUAUUUACUCUUUCCUCACUCUCUUGGAGAUGGUUAUCCAACCCGCUCUGGAAUGGUUACCAAUUUGGUAUGAAGUGAAGCUUGUGUUUGUGGCAUGGUUGGUUCUACCACAGUUCAAAGGAGCAGCUUUCUUGUAUGACAAAUAUGUGAGGGAGCAAAUCCUCAAGCAUAGAGGAGGUAAAGACCAUCAUGAUUCAUCCAGCAAGUCCCCAAACGGCAAAGGCAAGAACAAGUUCGUACAGUUCAUGACCCCCAAGAAUGAAGAGCAAGAAGCUUACUAAAAAGAAAGCAGAGAAGGACCACUCUUCUUCUUCAAUCUUCUACUUUCGGCCUUUCCUUUAACCUGUUUCUGCUGAACUUUUUUAACCCAUCGUGUAUAAUUUCCAAGACUGUGAGGCUUUGUGUAGUCCUUCGUAUUUAGUUGAGCCACAUCUAUCAGUGAACUCUUAUUAGUUUGUAAUGCGCACUUUAUUAAUGAUAAUUCACUACCUAAUCUGCCUAAUUGCCUUGAUGUAAUAUAGCAAUGAAAGAGGCUUUAUGCAGGGUCUCUCUCAUAAGUCGUAAGUAGUUCAUCACUACCUAAUCCGCCUAAUGAUCUAAUACCAAAGCAACGGAAGAGGCUUUUAUGUUAGCCUCUCAUUAGUCGCACCGGUUCCACUCUACCAAUGUGAUGUGAAAGUAGAAUAGUCCCCAACUAAUUAAAGUUGAAUGUUUAAUUUCUUCUGUGUCACA